Messenger RNA from Dissoconium aciculare CBS 342.82, 930 nucleotides. RefSeq lists its product as uncharacterized. The record is from RefSeq and is a predicted model, not a curated record. The transcript has a single exon. The coding region runs from base 189 to 599 and encodes 136 amino acids. Gene Ontology annotation, cellular component: Golgi apparatus. NCBI's taxonomy places the organism in Eukaryota, Fungi, Ascomycota, Dothideomycetes, Mycosphaerellales, Dissoconiaceae. Gene Ontology annotation, molecular function: antiporter activity.
CUCCAAUAAGUCUCUGCUGGAUGAAGUUUGUCAAUCCCAUCUAUGGAUGCCGAGCACGCUCCAGCAAGCUGACAGCUAAGAUGUGCCACUAGGCAAAAUACCCCUGGCUCCUAACAGCCGUACAUGCAAUCGCGACCACGAUCGGUUGCUGUGUGGUGUUAUUUCGCAGAAUCUCGACACUGCAAAGAAUGGACCGGAAAGAAUACCUCACGAUGGUUGGCUUCUCGCUCCUUUUUACACUGAACAUCGCCAUGUCGAAUAUCUCAUUGGAUGCCGUAUCGGUAGCAUUCCAUCAAACGGUGCGCUCUGCGUCUCCCGCGGUCACUAUUCUGCUGUAUCGGUUGAUCGACCUCUGUGGUGGUGCGAUUAGCCGUCGCUUCACUUGGACAACCUGCUUGACUACGUUCCCACUGAUUUUGGGCAUUGCACUUGCCACGAAAGGAGACUUCACUGCCACAUCCAUGGGUCUCAGCUUGACACUCGCGGGCGUGAUACUGGCGUCGAUGAAGCAGAUCGCCAUGGGUAUGCUGAUGACUGGGCCGUUACAGCUCUCGUCAAUAGAGCUUCUGUUGCAUCUUUCACCACUCGCAAUGGUCUAGUGCCUCGCAUUGGGUAUGGUGACAGGUGAGGUUCAUGAUGUGCACGCGGCCUGGCACAUAGGAGCUUUGUCUGUAUUGAAAAUGGGGCCACAAUUGUUUUACAACAUGUUCGCAGCUGUGCUUCUCAACUUGAUCAGCUUUGAAGCGAAUCGCAUCGUGGGCGCCGUGGCUAUGACAGUAUGCGGCAAUGUCAAACAAGUUCUGACGAUCAUGGUAGCAGCGUUCUGGCUCAAUGUGCAGAUCGGAUUUCUCGGCACUCUUGGUAUUGGCAUAACGCUUGCAGGCGCAUUUGCGUACAGCUGUGUUGAGGUAACAACCGUCAAGCGGUGGU